CACAAAUCUGAUGGGCCUUCUUAUUCUAAUAGGCUAAAAAGUUAUCCGAGGGAAGAGGAUUCUAUCCUUUCAUCAAUCUCUCAGCUUCUCUCUAUCGUCUCCAUCUCACUCCUACGGCAAAAAAGAAAAAUCCAACGCAACCAGAAGAAGAAGAAGAAAGGAGAGACGAAACGGUGAAGAUUUGUGAUGGGGGUCGCCAAUACCUCCUGGGUUGCCGGCCAAGCAAUACCCAUGCUCCAAUUCAGUCCCUUUUGUUGCUUCGAUUUAUCCGCCAAGAAAUCCAAUGAUUCGAGGCUGAUUAUGAGCUGGGGUUGCACUAAUCAGGGCAAACUUUCAAUUUCUUCAUCCAGGAAUUCCCGAAAUUCGACUCUGUAUUGUCGUUGCAGUGGAAAUGGCAAUAUCAGCAAUGGGAGUUGCAGUAAUAGUAGUUCUCCUUCUUCCUUGGAAUGGGAUUGGACUCGGUGGAGCCGCUAUUUCUCCGAAAUGGAACAGGCCGAAAGUUUUGCUUCUGUGCUCAAGUUUCAACUUGAAGAGGCCGUUGAGAAAGAAGAUUUUGAAGAAGCUGCAAAGUUGAAACUGGCUAUUGUUGAAACUACGCAAAAGGACAGUGUUGCUGAAAUCAUGUCCCAGUUAAAGAGUGCAAUAGAGGAGGAGCGAUACCAAGAUGCAUCGAUGUUGUGCAAAUGCACAGGAAGUGGAUUGGUGGGCUGGUGGGUGGGGUGCUCUCAAGAUUCAGACGAUCCCUUUGGCAGAUUAAUACGUAUAACUCCUGGAGUUGGAAGAUUUAUUGGUAGGGGUUACAGUCCGAGGCAGUUGGUUACUGCAUCGCCAGGAACUCCAAUGUUUGAGAUUUUUGUUGUCAAAGAUGAUGAAGAGAGAUAUGUCAUGCAGGUAGUAUACUUGCAAAGAUCCAAAGGAAAUUCAACAAUCCCAACAAGUCCACCAUCUGAACCUUCAAAUAGCCCCUCCACAUCUGGAGUUGAGAAUCAAACUGCUGUAGAAAUUCCAGAGAAUGAAAGCAAGACAGAGCAGCAAAGUGAGGAGAAGGGCAUUAAUAUGGAAGGAGCUACUGAGGAGGGAAUAAAGGGUGUGAUAAAUUUUCUGAAAGACAAAAUUCCAGGACUGAAAGUUAAAGUAAUGAACAUCAAUGUUCCUGAGGAAGUCAUAGAGGAUGCUAACUCUGUCAAGCAGUUGAUGCAAGAAGGUAACGAGAACACAGGGACUAGUGGGAAUUCUGACAAUGAAAUUGAUAAGUUAGAUGACAUUCAGCCUGAGGCAAUUUCAUUAGGAGAGAAUAGCGAUGCCAGUGAUGAUGAAAAGGAUUUGGAUAUGAAGCUUUAUAUUGGUGGGGUUGUACAUAACAGUGAAGAGACACCUACAAAGGACGAGUUUGUACGCCAUCCAGCUUAUAUUAAGGAUAUGGAUAGGGAUUCUUUUGUGCUGCAUAUUCCUGGGAGAGGCCUAGAUCUUGAUGCUGCUGAAAAUAAAGUCUCCAAGGUCAAAGUGGCAGCUUUAGCAGCCCAAGGUGUCUCUGAGCUUAUGCCAGCAGACGUUGCCAAAGCAUUUUGGGGCGUUGAUAAGGUUUCUCCAAAGGUUUCAAGGAAUGUUCGUGAGAUAGUCAAACUUGCUGUCAGUCAAGCACAGAAGCGGAGUAAACUAUCUGAAAAUACUACUUUCAAUCGGAUUACCACAUCGAGAGGGGACCUCGAUCCAUUUGAUGGUCUCUAUGUGGGUGCAUUUGGCCCUUAUGGCACUGAGGUGGUGCAGUUGAGGCGCAAAUUCGGGCAUUGGAAUGAUGUUGAUGACGAGGACAAGACUUCAGAUAUGGAGUUCUUUGAGUAUGUAGAGGCAGUAAAGCUGACUGGUGAUCUUAAUGUUCCUGCUGGCCAGGUCACUUUUCGAGCUAAAAUUGGGAGAGGAAAUCGAAUUUCCAACCGUGGGAUGUAUCCCGAUGAACUGGGAGUGGUUGCGAGCUAUAAGGGUCAAGGAAGAAUAGCAGAAUUUGGGUUCCGAAAUCCACAGUGGGUUGAUGGAGAACUUCUCCAACUAAAUGGCAGGGGUAUUGGGCCAUAUGUCAAAGGUGCAGAUCUCGGGUUCCUCUAUGUCGUUCCAGAGCAAAGUUUCCUUGUACUCUUCAACCGCUUGAAGUUACCAGAGUGAUGCACGUCAAUCUCUGCUUCACAACUAGGUUCAAUUUCCACUUCGAAUCACAAGAGUGGUAGUGCCUGCCUUGACAACAGAAAGAAAAGUAGAUCUCUUCUAGCCUCCGUAACAAAAGGUUCGAUUAAACACGACUCUUCCGGCUACGUAUUUCCCACUGCUGUUUCUUCUUUACAGGCAAAAUUUUGGUCUUUCAUAAUCUCUAGUUUAUCUACUACUUUUUCCCCCUGAGGUAUAUAUCAUCAAAUUUUGAUACUUUUAGCAUAUAAUGGGUGUGGAUUCUGAAAGAGUUGCUGUGACUGUGAGUUUUCUCCUGUGGACGAGUUUGACAUCUAGUCAAUAAUAUGUGAAUUUUCAGUGAACUUUUGAAACCACAGCCAUAUCUUCUUCUU
Messenger RNA from Momordica charantia (bitter melon), 2552 nucleotides. Its product is annotated as protein EXECUTER 2, chloroplastic. Gene Ontology annotation, biological process: singlet oxygen-mediated programmed cell death; response to singlet oxygen. NCBI's taxonomy places the organism in Eukaryota, Viridiplantae, Streptophyta, Magnoliopsida, Cucurbitales, Cucurbitaceae. Gene Ontology annotation, cellular component: thylakoid membrane. The record is from RefSeq and is a predicted model, not a curated record.